AUGACCAUUUUCGACCCAUCCUGUCCCGCGGCCGUGAUUCCCGCCCCGGGAUCCCCGCCGUCGAGCUGUUCCCGGUGGAAGUACCUAGUUUUCGGGGACUGCGUGUGCUCCGCGCGCGACGCCGCGUCGCUCUACUUAGGUCUUUUUAGUAUCGCGUGCUGGGCGGUGGCGGAGGUCCCGCAGGUGAUCGCCAACUGUCAGGCGUCGCGCAGCGGCGUGGAGCUUGAGGAGGUGCCUCUUGCGCUGGUGCUGACGUGGAUCGUGGGAGAUGUAUUUAAUCUCCUCGGCUGCCUCCUUGAUCCUGUCACGCUUCCGACCCAGCUCUUCACAGCAAUC
This is a messenger RNA of Closterium sp. NIES-65, 336 nucleotides long. The record is from the annotation of a GenBank genome assembly. NCBI's taxonomy places the organism in Eukaryota, Viridiplantae, Streptophyta, Zygnematophyceae, Desmidiales, Closteriaceae.